Lemur catta (Ring-tailed lemur) is the source of this 4223-nucleotide messenger RNA. RefSeq names its product nuclear factor I C (gene NFIC). NCBI's taxonomy places the organism in Eukaryota, Metazoa, Chordata, Mammalia, Primates, Lemuridae. Gene Ontology annotation, cellular component: nucleus. The coding region runs from base 114 to 1613 and encodes 499 amino acids. The record is from RefSeq and is a predicted model, not a curated record. The transcript is spliced from 11 exons. Gene Ontology annotation, molecular function: DNA-binding transcription factor activity, RNA polymerase II-specific; RNA polymerase II cis-regulatory region sequence-specific DNA binding. Gene Ontology annotation, biological process: regulation of transcription by RNA polymerase II.
UCCCUCCCCCGCGCGCCCUCCCUCGCCGCCUCCUCCCGCCGCCUCCGGCCCCCCCUCGCCGGGGACCGAGCGCGCUCGCUCCGGCGCCGGCCUCGCCUCCUCGCAGCAGCGCCAUGGAUGAGUUCCACCCGUUCAUCGAGGCCCUGCUGCCUCACGUGCGCGCCUUCGCCUACACCUGGUUCAACCUGCAGGCGCGGAAGCGCAAGUACUUCAAGAAGCACGAGAAGCGGAUGUCGAAGGACGAGGAGCGGGCGGUGAAGGACGAGCUGCUGGGCGAGAAGCCUGAGGUCAAGCAGAAGUGGGCGUCGCGGCUGCUGGCCAAGCUGCGCAAAGACAUCCGGCCCGAGUGCCGCGAGGACUUCGUGCUGGCCAUCACCGGCAAGAAGGCUCCGGGCUGCGUGCUCUCGAACCCCGACCAGAAGGGCAAGAUGCGGCGCAUCGACUGCCUGCGCCAGGCCGACAAGGUGUGGCGGCUGGACCUGGUCAUGGUGAUCCUGUUCAAGGGCAUCCCGCUCGAGAGCACCGACGGCGAGCGCCUGGUCAAGGCGGCGCAGUGCGGCCACCCCGUGCUCUGCGUGCAGCCGCACCACAUCGGCGUGGCGGUCAAGGAGCUGGACCUCUACCUGGCCUACUUCGUGCGCGAGCGAGACGCGGAGCAGAGCGGCAGUCCCCGGGCAGGGAUGGGCUCGGACCAGGAGGACAGCAAGCCCAUCACGCUGGACACGACUGAGUUCCAGGAGAGCUUUGUCACCUCCGGCGUGUUCAGUGUCACCGAGCUCAUCCAAGUGUCCCGGACACCUGUGGUGACCGGAACAGGACCCAACUUCUCCCUGGGGGAGCUGCAGGGACACUUGGCAUAUGACCUGAAUCCAGCCAGCACCGGCAUGAGAAGAACACUACCCAGCACCUCCUCCAGCGGGAGCAAGCGGCACAAAUCGGGCUCGAUGGAGGAAGAUGUGGACACGAGCCCCGGCGGCGAUUACUACACCUCGCCCAGCUCGCCCACGAGUAGCAGUCGCAACUGGACAGAGGACAUGGAAGGAGGCAUCUCAUCCCCAGUGAAGAAGACAGAGAUGGACAAGUCGCCAUUCAACAGCCCAUCCCCCCAGGACUCCCCCCGCCUGUCCAGCUUCACCCAGCACCACCGGCCUGUCAUCGCCGUGCACAGCGGGAUUGCCCGGAGUCCCCACCCGUCCUCGGCCCUGCAUUUCCCAACGACGUCCAUCCUGCCCCAGGCCGCGUCCACCUACUUCCCCCACACGGCCAUCCGAUACCCACCUCAUCUCAACCCCCAGGACCCGCUCAAAGAUCUCGUCUCGCUGGCCUGUGACCCGGCCAGCCAGCAGCCCGGACCGUUAAAUGGAAGUGGUCAGCUCAAAAUGUCCAGCCACUGCCUUUCCGCCCAGAUGCUGGCGCCUCCGCCCCCGGGGCUGUCUCGGCUGGCGCUCCCCCCUGCCACCAAACCCACCGCCACCUCUGAGGGAGGAGCCGCGUCGCAGACCUCGGCCACCUACUCUACGCCCGACACGUCCCCUGCAAACCGUUCCUUUGUGGGAUUAGGACCAAGGGAUCCUGCAGGCAUUUAUCAGGCACAGUCCUGGUAUCUGGGAUAACACCGGUCUUCUCCCCACACCCCGUCUCCAUCAUCCUGAGAAUCCCGGGGGGCAGCGCAGCCCCCACAUUUUCGGUGGAAAGUUAGAGCAAGCAAGAACACCCCGCCGACUCCCAGCCCGGCCGGAAAGACAACACACAGACACAUACACCACGCAGGAGAAAAAGGAAAAAACAACAAAAAAAAGACAAACCGGAAAAAAAAAAAACAAAAAGCAAACCCACCCAACCAAGAAGACAGAGGUAAAGACGUUUGCGACUCUCCCGGGACGCCAAGGCCGCCGCCCCACGGGAGACCGCGCGACGGGCGUCUUCCUCAGUUACUCAUCUCCGGAAGGACAGAUGCCCGACUCUGCCCAGAGACCAGGUGAGCACGGCCUGGCGCCCGCACCCAGGCCCAACGGGCGGGACACCCAGCGAGGCCGCCUCUCCCUGGGCACCUGCCCCCGGCCGGGACAUGGACCGGCCCCGUGGAUCAGCUGCCGGUGGGGAAGGGGAGAGACCCAGGACCCCCACCAGCCUCGGGCAGCAGAGACCUCAGUGGCAGGUGGCCAGGGCGCAGGAGGGCGUGUGGCACCAGCUUGCCCUCCCUGGUGGGGAACGCGGAUGCACGACGGAUGCGUGGCAGGUACCUUCUGCCAUCGGGAGGGAGGUUCCUGCCGGCCUCCCUGCCCCAUGCCCCCUGCAAAGCACUUGGCGGACUCUCUUGCUGGGGACUCAGUCUCAGCCCUCACGCCUGCCCCACUGGGAGGAGAAGUCUCUAUGCAAUUGACCCCGGCCCCACCCCCGGCGUAGCAGGCCACCCCCACCCCAACCCCCACCCAGCUCUGCACCCCCCAGGGGAGGGAUCCACGUUGCACACACUGUAAGAGAUGCACUUUCUGAGGAAGGGGAUGGGGGGAGCCGGGAGACCCAGAGCUCCCUGAGAAAGGGGGAUGUGCCCCCGAGAAAGGGGGUACCCCCAUCUGGAGUCUCUGGGAUGGGAGGACCCUCCCCCAACUAGCCCCUGGAGGUGGGAGGUGAGAGCGAGUGGUUUAAGUGCCUGAUCCCCAGCACCCGCCCCCUCCUUGUCCAGCUGGGAUGUGGGGGGCCGCGGGCACCCCUCUCCCUCCUCCCCCACCUCUACCACCUUCUGUCACAGACCCCUCAUUGCUGUGCUCCCCUCAGAGCUAGAGAGAGAGAGCUGGGCAUCCCCUGGCACCCUGCCCUGCUCGGGGCGCGGGGGUGGGUCCUGGGGAAGCCAGAGUGCCCCCCCACGCCCCCUCUGCCAGUGCCUUACAUCCCGGAGCGACACCCCUCCCGGUUCCUCGCAGCAAGAAGCGGGACCACCUGUUUGCACUUUCAUCUCCCCCCACCAAGUGCAGCGGGCACAGCCGCGCCCCUGCAAGGAGAGAGGAGGCGGGGCGGGUGGGAGGUGCCCACCCAGGGCCUGCAUGGGAGGGUUCCGGUGGGGUGGGGGGUGUCAGCGCCGGCACUUUGGGCCCCCCCCCCCCCGUGGCCGUGUAGGGGGCCUCCCAUCUGCUAAGCGUUUUCCGUUGAGCCGCUCCAAAAACACUAAGCUGGGGACGCCAGGUGCCCCCCCAUGCCGGCUCCCUGGCCCCAUCCACACCCCCUGCCACCCCAGGAUGGCUGUCUCUGGGGAGGCCUGGGAAGGGGUGUGAGGUGUUUUAGGGCCACCGAGCCCAAACACAGGGACCCCUCCCCGGGCCAUCCAUCCCAGCUCCCCUGACCUCCUUCAUGCCUGGCGCUAGGGAAUAUCUCCCCCCAGCACGACCCCCUACCCCCUUUGACCUAGGCCAAAGCCGACGUCCAGGGCACAGGGCCUCCCAGUGUCACCCACUCCCAGCCUGGUCCCACCUCCCCCAAACCAGACUCUCCUCCCAACCUGGCCCCCCGGGGCUUGGCGAGCCCACUGGAUCCUAAAGAGAAAGACCCCAGACCCCUCCCCACCAAGCCCCCAACCCACACCCAUCGCCCAGAGAGAGAGGUUCUGCCAUCCUCUGGCUUUGGUCCCUUGGUCCGUCCGCCCGUCCCCAGGGCCCCUCCUCGGGGUGGGCACUUGGGGACCACAGCAAGGGCCGCUCUCCAGGAGGGCGGGGAGGGUUGUGCCGAGGGGGCUUGUCUGGGAGCUUCUCAACCAGGGUGGGGGUUGGCGGGUGGGGGUGGGGGGUGCGACGAGAACCGACUUUUACCUAACUUUGCAUGGUGCUUAGUCAAGGACUUCUGUGACCUGGCUCCUGAUGUCAGCUGGCCGCAGCUGACACGUGCAUGGCAGAUUAUACCUGGCUCUAUCCUCCUCCCUCCCCCACCUCUCUCCACCCCACUCCUCACCUCCUCUUUAAAAAAAAAAAACAAAAAACAAAAAAAGGUACAAAAAAAAAACCUUAAAAAAAAUUCCAUGUUUCCUAAUUUGCACGAAAUUUUCUACCACAUGAUGUGCCUUGCCUUCCGAAAUAAGUAUUAUUACCUUUAAACAAUAUCAGCGCACACAGAUAGCUGCAUGUCCUGCUCGUGUAGUUCAAAACAAAACAAAACAAAGAAUGAGACAAAACAAUGACGUGAAAUAAAAAAAAAAUAAAAAUUGAAAAGGGAUGUAUUUCUAUUUGUAAAAA